Odocoileus virginianus texanus is the source of this 2737-nucleotide messenger RNA. The record is from RefSeq and is a predicted model, not a curated record. NCBI's taxonomy places the organism in Eukaryota, Metazoa, Chordata, Mammalia, Artiodactyla, Cervidae.
UUGUUAAGAACAUAACAGUUAUAACUUACUUCUCUUAUUUCUCUUUCAGGAGCGGCCUCGAAUCCUAUAGAGCAGAGUCAUCGGGGAAAAGAAUUUCCAAACAUGUUACAAAAGGAAACAGCCAAUGUCACAGUGGAUAAUAUUCUUAUUCCUGAACGUAAUGAAAAAGGAAUAUUGCUAAAAUCCUCCAUCAGCUUUCACAACAUCGUAGAAGAAACCAAAAAUUUCCACAAAGACUUUUUAAUCGGAGAAGGGGAAAUUUUUGAGGUAUACAGAGUGGAAAUCCAAAACCGAACAUAUGCCAUUAAAUUAUUUAAACAGGGGAAAAAGAUGCAGUGUAAGAAACAAUGGAAGAGGUUUUUGUCUGAGCUUGAAGUUUUACUAUUGUUCCGUCAUCCGAACAUACUGGAGUUGGCUGCAUAUUUUACAGAGAGUGAGAAGUUUUGCCUGGUUUAUCCAUAUAUGAGAAAUGGAUCACUUUUUGACAGAUUACAGUGUGUGGGUAACACAGCCCCACUCUCUUGGCACAUUCGAAUCAGUGUAUUAAUAGGAACAUGUAAAGCCAUCCAGUACUUGCACAACACAGAACCGUGCUCCGUCAUCUGUGGCAGUAUAUCCAGUGCAAACAUACUUCUGGAUGAUCAGUUUCAACCCAAACUAACUGAUUUUGCCAUGGCCCACUUCCGACCUCACCUAGAACCUCAAAGCUCUGCCAUAAGCAUGACCAGCAGCAGCAGUAAGCAUGUGUGGUACAUGCCAGAAGAAUAUAUCAGACAAGGCAAACUUUCCAUUAAAACAGACGUCUACAGCUUUGGAAUUGUAAUAAUGGAAGUUCUGACAGGUUGUAAAGUGGUGCUAGCUGAGCCAAAGCAUAUCCAGCUGCGGGAUCUUCUUGUCGAGCUGAUGGAGAGAAGAGGCCUCGACUCAUGUAUCUCCUUUCUGGAUAAGAAAGUGCCUCCCUGCCCACGGAACGUUUCCGCCAAGCUGUUCUCCUUGGCAGGUCUCUGUGCUGCAACACGGGCAAAAUCAAGACCAUCGAUGGACGAAGUCCUAAAUAUUCUUGAAAGUACUCAAGCCAGCUUGUAUUUUGUGGAAGACCCUCCCACAUCCCUCAAGUCCUUCAGAAGUCCUUCUCCUCUGUUCUUUGAUAAUGUGCCGAGCAUCCCAGUGGAAGAUGAUGAAAACCAGAAUAAUCCAUCGCCACCUCAUGGUCAAAGUUUGAGAAAAGACAGAAUGACUCAGAAGACUCCCUUUGAAUGCAGCCAGUCUGAGGUCACAUUCCUGGGCUUUGACAAAAAGACGGGGGGUGGGGGGAAUGAGGACACUCCCAACGGGUCUGGGCCUCCUUGGGAGGAAAGCUGGUCUCCAAAGUGUGCAGCUCCAUCCCCGGACUUGACGGCCCCCGGUGUGCAUACGGACCCUUCUGCAGAAGCUCCAGGCCAUUCCUAUAGGAGCAGGCCAGUGGAGACCAGCUGUUCCUCCGUAUUUUCCUGGAAUGAAUGCGAACAGUACAGAAAGGCAUCAGUUUCUGCUGAGGAUAAAGAAGAAAGCAAGAAUUGCUGAGGCAUUGAGUAAGGUCUCAUCUGGGGAAGCCACUGUCUUCAUCCUUAGUGCUGCAGGAUAAGGGAUGAUACAUGUGGCUGAUGCCCAUCAACAGUGUGACCGAUCCCAUUCCAUUCCUUCCCUUCCAACUUGUAGAACAGAGUGGCUUAAAAGUUUGUUUUAGUAGGAUCAUUGCCUCAUGAGCCAACCUGGGCUAAAUUAAAACCAUUCAGAAUUACUUAAGACCGUGGACUCCGACUUCAGACAAACAGAGUGGUCAAAACCUGCUAGAAAGGAACUGGAUUACAGUGUCUUCUCUGUCAACAUCCAUGUGGGUCCUCAGCGCCUCCGAUCUGCCUCCAAGUAUGUUCAGCUCAGUUGGAUUCCAUUGCUUUGGUUUAGCCUGCUUGCAGAGGUUGCAGGAAAUGUCUAAUUGCAAAUGUUAAUAGAAAUCUUUUUAAAGAAUUGCCUUUUUGCUUAUUUCGAUUGACUCUUAGUAUGUUUCUUUCAUCCCUGUCAAGUCUGCGUAUGUGACGAUGAACCAGUUUCGCCCUUGGUCAUUACAUGCCCAAGAUCUGUAUUUCUGUAUUUAAACUCUUAGUUUAUUCAUUUCAAUGUAUGACAAAAACCACUGCAAUGUUGUAAAGUAAUUAGCCUCCAACUAAUAAAAAUAAAUGAAAAAAAUUAAAAAAAUUAAAAAAAAAAAAAACAUUUUGGAGCUAUCCAGAGAAAUUUGAGUAUGGACUAGGUAUUAGAAAAGUGAAAAUUUAAUCAUAUUGAAAGGUAAAUAAAAUGUUACUAGUGGUUAAAAAAAAGUUUAUUUCAUAUAAUAUAGUUGUUGACUAGUAUUAUAAUUUUUUACUACUUAGAGACUAUUAUAUCCUGAGUAGACUAUGACAUUGUAAUCAAAUAAUUCUUGUUCCGAAGAAACUGGCUGGUCAUAAAGGCCUCAGUUAGCUUUUUGUCUGAUUCCAACUCUAUGCCUUUACUCCUAGUGUUUACUAGAUCUCUCCCUUUUGAACUUCUAGCCAAUCUUUCAGUUCCCACCAUAAUUGCCUCCUCCAGGAAGCUUUCCUAAUCUUUCCAGCCAAUAUUGCUUACUUUAUCAGCAUUUCCAUAGCAAUUUCUCUUUUUUUUCCCCCAUUUUUAAAGAUUUUUUAUUGAAGUAUUGUUGAUUUACAAUGCUAGCUUCUGG